UUUUAAUCCUCUGUUUUUCCUUUUCUUGCUUAACGAUCAAGGGCUGAUUCUGUUCUUCUUCUCCUCCGUAGACGUAAGCAUGACAUUAGUUUGAAAAUAUAAGUUUCAUUUUACUGAGGCACUUCUUUUUCACUUUUCACAUUUGCGUCUCUCGUCGUGUAAGAAACUGAAAGGUUUUCGAAGCACUGAAAGGAUAUGAUUUUUAUUUUAAGUUUUUUUUUUCUCCAUGCACUUGGAUUAACAGAUUAUUAUUUAAAUGAAAUGUUUAUAUUGUGUUUAGUUUGAUAUCUUUGAUCUGUCUAAUAACAAUAAUCUAUUUUGGUAUUGUUUUUAACUUCAGGGGAAAAGUUGAAGCUGAAGAAUAAUGUCUAAGAAAGGUUCCCGAAUUAAAAGCUUAAAGGAGUUUGGUUCAAAGGUUCAUUGUGCAGAUCAUUUGUCUGACUCAGCAUCGAGCACUGAAACUUCACAUGACAAUAAAUCUUCUUAUAACGAGUGUGAGCCUCUACAUAUACGUAACUCAGAACCAAAAAGAAAAAACGCUGAGGUUAAAACUCCAGGGACAUUGCCUUCCCGUUUUCCAGAGUUCCAUGCAAGUGAGCAAGGUCCAUGGUCUGCAAUGAUUUGCUAUGAAGCCUGCGUACGGCUAUGUCUUCAUUCGUUGGCAGAAGAUAGUGACAUCGAGGCUUCAUACUUCCUCAAAAACGAUUGCGUUUUACUCCGAAAUGCAUUUGGGUGAGACAUGUUUUGGUAUACAUGUUUUGUUGUGAUCUUUGUGCACUGACCCCUCUUGUUUUAAUGUUAAAAAACAAAAUAUAUAGUUUGCAGAGUUUCUUGCUUCAAUCCGAAGAAGAACUACUUGGAGAUAGACCUUCUAAUUUGGUUACUGAGACAAAUCCUCAAAAAUCCAAAAAAGUUGUUGGAAAGAUUAAACUCCAAG
Messenger RNA from Brassica napus (rape), 937 nucleotides. RefSeq lists its product as uncharacterized. Bases 365 to 736 code for a protein of 123 amino acids. The record is from RefSeq and is a predicted model, not a curated record. Lineage: Eukaryota; Viridiplantae; Streptophyta; Magnoliopsida; Brassicales; Brassicaceae. The transcript is spliced from 3 exons.